Molecule: messenger RNA, 2283 nt
Organism: Cyprinodon tularosa
Lineage: Eukaryota; Metazoa; Chordata; Actinopteri; Cyprinodontiformes; Cyprinodontidae
Product: IQ calmodulin-binding motif-containing protein 1-like
Exons: 15
Coding region: 308-2140 (610 amino acids)
Biological process (GO): cilium assembly
Cellular component (GO): cilium
Molecular function (GO): calmodulin binding
Source: RefSeq, a predicted model, not a curated record
UGGAAACAAAGCGCGUCGCCUCGCCUCUGCCGCUGAGCUAGGUGUUAGCUGCGGGCUAACUCUGUAGGAAGCGUGAUGUUUGGAGUUUAGCUGUGUGUUUUUUCUUAAUAAAUGAGGCAUUAAAUGACGGCGGAGAUGAUUUAAAGCGACGCGUCAUGUCACAGAAUCGAAACUAUUUUGUUAUUUAGUGAGGAACUUGGUGUGAAAGUAGAGCGCUGCUAAAGCUAACAGGUGUUUCAGAGACACAUGUGACCCUUCAGGAAGCUGCUUGGUCCGCUUUGGGCAGGUCCAUCUGAGGUCUGGUGUGAUGGAGGAUGAAGAAGCUGUGACGUCAGAGCUGAAGAUGCAGUUAGAGAAUGAAGCUCUGAGCCCAGAGGAGAAGAUCAGCCUCCUGAUCGAUGCUUUAAACAAGGUUCUGAACUCUGCAGCCCUGCAGAAACCCAGCAGAGACUUGGCUGGAGCCAAGGCUCGCUUAUAUGACAGCGGGGUGCUGAGUCACUGCGUCCAGGUCCUCUCUCUGGGUCCCAGCAGGCUGAGGGGGAGCUGGGCGGCUGCUGCAAGGCUGGCCCACCUCACCAGCUCCAGCUGUGUGGGGGCGGAGCCAGGCAGCCGAUCCGAGGCGUUCCAUAGGCUGUUCCUGCCAUCAGUCAUGGACGCCCUGCUGUCGUUGGCCGGUCAGCUGAUGAGUUCAUCGGAGAGUCCGUCUCUCUUCAGGAAGGUGAUGGAUUCUGUCAGCUGGCUUCUCUCGGCUCACCCCCACCUCACCCCUCAGGUCCUCAGCUCCGCCCACUAUGAGCAGAUCCAGAUGAGUGAUGAUGUCAGCGUGUGUCUGCUCUGCAUCCAGAUGUGGAUUCACUCCUGUACAGUCAACAGAGACUUUUUGUCCAAUCAGAGCGAUGAAUCCGUCCUGCUGCUGCUCAACGAGGCCGUCGCCCAGCUGGCUCUGAGCUCAGACACCGCCGUGGGCGGGGCCUCCAUCAGACUGAUGCUCCUGAUGGCCAGCCAGCUAGGACGCCGCCUACAGCCCCUCCUGCUCAACUUCAAAGGUCUGUCCAGCCUGUUGGAGAAGGACUGGAAGGGGCGGGGCUUCGACGCGGAGGUCGACCAGCUGACCUCCGUCCUGCAGAGGCAGCAAAGCGUCAGCGGUCGGCCGCAGGAGGUGAGCAGCGAGCGCGUGCGGGCAGCGUGUGCGAUCCAGGCCGCCUGGCGCUCGUAUCAGACCCGCCGCAGAGUGAAGAACCUGAGCAGAGCCGUCAGCGCGCUGCAGAGGAGAUACAGGGCGCGGAGGAGGCUUCAGCAGGAGCAGAAGGAGGCCCAGCAGUGGGAGGAGCAGCUCAGGUAUCAGGUGUGUGUGAGGAGGCAGCAGGCGAGGAGACGCUUCCAUCAGAAGCAGAGGGAGCUGCUGCAGCGUCUUCCUCCUGACCAGGUGCAACCGUACCUGCAGGAGUGUGAACGCAGAGCUGCUCUGGUGAUCCAGAGCUUCUGGAGAGGCUUCAGAGCGAGAAGGCGCUACGUCGACUCUCUGAGAGAUGCUCUGAGAGAGUCGCAGAGGCAGCGGCGCGCCGCCAGGACUCUGCAGAGAGCCGGGCGUCGAUUCCUGGACAAACGGCGAGCAGCCAAGGCCCCGCCCAUCGCCCCUCUCUGGAUUGGCCAGGAAGGUCUGACUGACAGCCGGCGGGCGGAGUUAAAACAGCAGCUGGACGAGUACAUCGCCGCGUACAGGUCAACAGGCCUGUCUGCUGAGGAAGGCGCCGCGCUGCAUGCGGAGGUUCAGCUGCUCCUGCAAGCGGAGCUGCAGAAAGGAGAGCAGCGGAGGAGAGAGGAGCAGAGGGUGGAGGCUCUGCUGGCGUGUGCUCGCACACAGCUGGAGCUGCUGCAAGAUGCCCCGCCCCUCUCUGUUGUCACGGCGAAGCAGGCGGAGUCCUUCCUGAGCCCAUCGGCCUCCAUCGCCGCUCGGGCGAGGGACGCCCACAACGCGGCGCUGCAGGCGAGCCGGCUGCCCUGGUGGAGGAACCUGGGAGAGACGCCCACAGGGGAGGAGGCAGGCCACGCCCACCUCCAGGAGCUGGAGGCGGAGUUUGGGGGACUGUUUAUCGGAGGAGCAGCCAUGGUUGAAGGAGGUCCUGAGGUGGAGCUUUAACCAGGGCUGAUCCGAGGGACCUGAUUGGCUACUUUAGUUUCCUCUCUGUGAUUGGAUGAUUCUGAUGAAACAGGAAACUGUUUCUAAUUCUUUUUAGAUCAUAAUCUAAUUAUGAAUCUCUGACUUUAAUGAGAUCUUUUGCA